Acanthosepion pharaonis is the source of this 960-nucleotide messenger RNA. The record is from the annotation of a GenBank genome assembly. Lineage: Eukaryota; Metazoa; Mollusca; Cephalopoda; Sepiida; Sepiidae.
AUGGAGGAACAAAUGACAGCAACGAAAAUAGAAGAGAGAACGCCUCUACUCGAUCUUUCGAUAUCGGUUCCCCCUCAGCCAGGACAAGGUCUGACUGUCGUAACAGCCAGUAUCUUCAUUGUGGCUGAAAUUGCUGGAUCGGGACUCAUUACUUUACCAAAGGCGAUGGAAGACACCGGAUGGAGUGGUGUAGCUGUUCUCUUUGUGAGUUAUGCGUUGUCCACAUUCACGGGGGUGAUCCUGUCCAAGGACUGGAAUAUUUUGAUCAGCCGUCACUCGGAAUAUGCGCAGAACACUCGGCGUCCCUAUCCGGCACUCGGUCAGAUAACUUAUGGUAGACCUGGCAGUGAAAUUUUCCUGUUUUUUUUAUCUAUCUAUCUAUCUAUCUAUCUAUCUAUCUAUCUUAGUCUGUUCAUUAAGUUUGUUCAUAUCUAUCUAUCUAUCUAUCUAUCUAUCUAUCUAUCUAUCUGUGCAUAUAUGUGUGCAUAUGUAUGUAUGCGUAUGCGUCUAAUUUUAGUGUCGUUCUGCAUCAUCUUCACAUUGUUUGGUGGCUGCGUUGUAUUCCUCUUGUUGACUGGAAAUAUUUUUAGUCGCUUGGUUAUUCGUCUUGGGGCCAACAUCUCCAUCUGUGAUGCCAUUCUCAUAUUCGGAGGAGUUCUUAUUCCCAUAUCUUGGCUUGGAACACCCAAAGACUUUUGGCCUGCUGCUCUCGUUGCAACCCUUGCCACGUUCACAAGUUUAGUGCUCUUGUUGAUGUUAAUUGCGUAUGACAUAACGCCGGAAAGAAUGGCCCGUGUCAGACACGAUACACCUACCUUAGUUUCCUUCUUCACGGCCUUCGGUACAUUCGUUUACUCGUUUGGUGGCCACUCCGUCUUUCUGACUAUCCAGUCGGAUAUGCGAACAAGUACCGAUUUCUCAAAAGCCCUUAUCAUUGGCUUCAGCGGUGAGUUGGCAUGA